Molecule: messenger RNA, 492 nt
Organism: Solanum dulcamara
Lineage: Eukaryota; Viridiplantae; Streptophyta; Magnoliopsida; Solanales; Solanaceae
Product: agamous-like MADS-box protein AGL29
Exons: 1
Coding region: 1-492 (163 amino acids)
Biological process (GO): regulation of transcription by RNA polymerase II
Molecular function (GO): protein dimerization activity; RNA polymerase II cis-regulatory region sequence-specific DNA binding; DNA-binding transcription factor activity, RNA polymerase II-specific
Source: RefSeq, a predicted model, not a curated record
AUGAAGUUGGUUGAGUCAAAAGAUGCACGCUAUGUUACUUUUUCAAAAAGAAAAUUGAGCUUGUUUAAGAAAGCUCAUGAGUUUUCAACUUUGACGGGAGCAGAUGUUGGUGUUCUCCUCCUUUCACCUAGUGGAAAGCCAUACUCCUAUGGCUCCACUAGUAUAGAAACAAUAACUGAUAAAUUUCUUGCAUGGAAAUUAAACAAUUCCCAAGAUGUUGAUCAAGCUAAUAGGGGGAAAUCAAAUGUCUUUCAGGCAUUUGAUGAUCUCUGUGAAGAAUUAAAAUUCUUGAACGAGAACAAAAAAAGUCAAAAAAUGAGUCGUAAGAUUUUGCAUCCUGAUUCAGAAAUAUCACCUGAUAAACAAAGGUUGGAGCAGUUGGUAGCACUCAAGUUGCGAUUGGAAGAAAUCAAAAAAGAAGCAAAAGGUUAUAAAUUUGAUUUGAAUGUUGAUCCUGAACCAAAUGAGGGAGAGAGUUCUGAAACUCAUUGA